CUAAAUUAAAUCUCUGACGGAAGCCGAUACUGGUGUUUGUAAACAGUGGACAGUUGAUCAGCUGUGUUGGUGGAAAUAAUUUUCGAGCGUGUAAACGAACGUUACCAUUAUUUACUAAUGCAGCAGCGAGCAACUGCCAAAUGUCUGUUUGACAGACAAAAUUAACUCGCAAUUUUAGUAAUUCAAUUUUUUAAUUGCUCAAAAAAUCGAAGUGAAUUUACUUGAAAUGGAGCAUACUGGUUUUACAGAAAAAACCGUCAAAAUGGACAUUGAAGAAACUUGUAAGAAACUGGAUUUGCUUUGCAUAGAGGAACUGGAAAUAAUGGAAGAAUAUAUUCGUUGCAAGGUUGAAUUGGAAAAGCUAAUGAAAGCUGGUUUCCUGAAUAUCGCCAAAGCUCGUUAUAUAAUGGGAAAAACUUCUGUUUCAUCAUUGCAACUGCCUUCAGAAGAUGCUUCAGAUGUCACUGCACUAUGUAAGGUCGUUUUAGACCAGAAAAGUUCAGCUGAAGAUAGAGAGUUUCAGCUCAUGUUAGAUUUCAAAGAACAAGGCAAACAAGUGGAUGGUGUGACUCCUGCUCCCCGGAAGAGAAACAUCACUGAUGAGAACAAACUAAUGGAGGAGAAACCUGAUUCCAAAUUUAAGACUCAAGAUUCUGAUCCUCUUAGGUGGUUUGGUGUUUUAGUGCCACAGAAUUUACGGCAAGCACAAACUAACUUUCAGUCUGCCCUACCAUUGGUUAUUGAAUGUGCUAACCUUCAGCUGAAGUUGUUAGAUUCCUAUGACAAACACAAAAAAGCUCUAAGGAGGAAAAAGGAUAUUUCUACAACAUGAUAAUGUAUUUUUUGGCGCUAUAGUGAAUUGUGUACAUCUUAUGAAAUGAGCUGCCAACUUAUGUAUGCAUUCCACAUAAUCUUUGUGUUACUAAUAAAUAAGUGCAUGAAGCAUUAUUGAACAAAUUAUAUGUGGAGUUGGUGGCGGUGGUGGUGGUGGUGGUAAAGGAGUAAACAACGAACUGUAUAUUUUCUACCUUGAUAAUUUUGUUGUUGUAAUUGUUUCAUUUUUAUAUUACUUUAAAGUUAAAAAAUACAAACAUUGUAAGUAAAUAUACAUAAAUAUGUUGGAGCGAACUUGCAAUGCCAAAGUCAAAUUUGAUUGCAAAACUAUGGCUAAGAAUAAGAACAACAUCCAUCUUUCAGUUAUUGAAACUGAAAUGAAUAGACCAGGGCUGUUUCAAAGAUCUUGAACAUUGAGCUGUUUGAGCAAGGUUUUUGUCUUGAUGAGCUAUCAGAGAGGAGCACCAUUCAGAUUGGCAGAACCAAAAUGGGGCAAGAUGUGCGAUGUAAGUUGAAAGCAAUAGACAUGUUAUUCAGCCUAAUUACAAUUUGACAUAUAAAAUGGUGUGGUCUUUUGCAAUUUCCAGUCUGGGUUAUACAUGAAAUUAAUGACAUUUAAAAUAAUGUUACUUUAUCCACUAUAAUGAGUUAUAUACAUUAUAUAAUUGUAUUUACCAAAAUUUUAUCCGCAAUGAGAGUGAAGAAUCAGAUCAUUAGGUUUUUGCUUUGAAAAAUGCUGAGCUUAUAUAGACAAGGAGCAGGUUUGAAAUCCAUAUCUGUGUAUCCUGAUAAAGUUUACAUGUUUUCCUUAAAACGAAAGAGCUGAAAGUUGGAUAAUUUCUUAAAGAAGCCAUCCCCACCCCACCCUCCUCUAACUGAGCUAAUGUUCUAUGUCAGAAUGACCUCAUGUUGCAUUUCAUGUCUUAUAACCGCCAGUGCCCAAGUAUUACAUUACUUAUGUGAUGUUCAUUUGUAUGUAUGUUCUUACUGCUGUACAAACUGUUUCUUCAGUAUGUAAAAAUGCUGAAUAAUUUUGGAGAAUUUUACAGAUGAAAACCAGUCUUCUGUAUUUUCUAUGGUUACCAUUAGUGAUGUGAAUAAAUAUAUCAUGUACUGAAUGAAAAAUUGUCGCAAAUAUCUUGAUAAACAGGUUCAUUGUUUAGCAAGUUAAUGUUAAGAAUGUGAUGCUUAAGCUAAAAGCACUUACCAGGUGUGCAAGAAAUAUAAUUUUAUUUACAUCAUAGUGAGUGUUGCGUAAAAAAAUUAAUUUCUUUGUAGCCUACAUAAAUACAGCAGUCUUAACAAUGUGCUGUGAUCUUUAACAUGUUACUUAGAAAAAUAGGACAUUGUAUUUAUGAGGAGUUACGAUUUCUUUUUGUUUUUGAAACAGUGUCAACAAUGGUUCAAAUGGCUCUGAGCACUAUGUGACUUAACAUCUGAGGUCAUCAGUCCCCUAGAACUUAGAACUACUUAAACCUAACUAACCUAAGGACGUCACACAUAUCCAUGCCCCAGGCAGGAUUCGAACCUGCGA
Molecule: messenger RNA, 2368 nt
Organism: Schistocerca cancellata (South American locust)
Lineage: Eukaryota; Metazoa; Arthropoda; Insecta; Orthoptera; Acrididae
Product: coiled-coil domain-containing protein 115
Exons: 2
Coding region: 227-832 (201 amino acids)
Biological process (GO): vacuolar proton-transporting V-type ATPase complex assembly
Cellular component (GO): extrinsic component of endoplasmic reticulum membrane
Source: RefSeq, a predicted model, not a curated record